This is a messenger RNA of Lottia gigantea (owl limpet), 3306 nucleotides long. RefSeq lists its product as hypothetical. Lineage: Eukaryota; Metazoa; Mollusca; Gastropoda; Lottiidae. The transcript has 12 exons. The record is from RefSeq and is a predicted model, not a curated record. Bases 1 to 3117 code for a protein of 1038 amino acids.
AUGGCACUCUCAAAGAAGUUUGAAACAGAUCUUUCAAAAGCAUUAUUAGAAUAUAGUGAUACAAGAAUCAUAGAGGAUAAAAGUUUUCCCGGCAUUAAAAAGGAAGAUGUUAAUCCAGGUUGUAGUUCUAUACAAAAUGAUAUUUCUAUUACAAGCCAUUUAGAGGAUAACAUUGGAGAUGAUGAUAAUAUGAAGGAUGACAUUGAAGAUGAUGUUUGUAAGAAGGAUAAUACUGAAGAUGAUGAUUGUAUUUGUAUAAAGGAUAACAUUAAAGAUGAUGAUUGUAUAAAGGAUAACAUUGAAGAUGAUGAUUGUAAGAAGGAUAACAUUGAAGAUGAUGAUUGUAAGAAGGAUAACAUUGAAGAUGAUGAUUGUAAGAAGGAUAACAUUGAAGAUGAUUGUAUAAAGGAUAACAUUGAAGAUGAUGAUUGUAUAAAGGAUAACAUUGAUGAUGAUUGUAAGAAGGAUAACAUUGAAGAUGAUGAUUGUAAGAAGGAUAACAUUGAUGAUGAUGAUUGUAUGAAGGAUAACAUUGAAGAUGAUGAUUGUAUAAAGGAUAACAUUGAAGAUGAUUGUAUAAAGGAUAACAUUGAAGAUGAUGAUUGUAUAAAGGAUAACAUUGAAGAUGAUGAUUGUAAGAAGGAUAACAUUGAAGAUGAUGAUUGUAAGAAGGAUAACAUUGAUGAUGAUUGUAAGAAGGAUAACAUUGAAGAUGAUGAGUGUAUAAAGGAUAACAUUGAAGAUGAUGAUUGUAUGGAUAGUGACUUUGUUGAUGAUGAUAUGGAUAGUGACUACGUUCCACCUUCAUACUCCAGUGAUGAAAGUGAGAUUAUACCUCUUAUAACAGGAGAUAAUGCCGAUGCAGGUAGUGGUAUAUUACAAGUCAAAAGCACAGAUAAAGAAACUGAUGCUUCCACAGAUGUUGCAGAUUUGAAAAGUCCGAAUAAUCACAGUGAUGAGAUGUACAAACAUAAUAAAAGACACCUCUAUAAGGAUAUAACUGUUUCUGGCUAUGAAAGGUUAAAUGGAAAAAGAAACUAUUCUAAACCAGAUUUUUGUCUGUUCUGCAAGAACGAGUAUAAGUCAAAAAUAUCUAAACACCUGGUUGCAGUGCAUGGGGAUGAGGCCAGGAUAAAAGAGGUUAUUGAUGAACCAAUCCACUCAAUGAACAGAAAACUGAUUUUAUUGAAGCUGCAAAAUGAAGGAAACUAUCAACACAAUGUGGAGGUACUCAAGAAGGGUAAAGGGACUUUGAUUGUCAAGAGGAGACCCGAUGCCAAGAAUAGCAAUAAUGCUAUUGACUAUGUUCCUUGUGAAUUUUGCCUGGCAUUCAUUAAGGAUGAUUCUUUAUGGAUACAUUCUAAAUCCUGCCCCUUUAAACCAGAAAAUAGUAAUAGAAACUUUUUAAGAAAUGGUAGAAUAAUGCUUCAAAGUGUUUUACACUCUCCAGAAACAGAUGGCAAACUAGUUGAUUUAUUUUCCAAAUUUAAAGAAACGGCUAAGAAUCCAGGGUUAAAAGAGAUAUGUAAAAACGACGAAUUAAUCCGUGUUUUUGCAUCUAAUUUAUUGGACAGACUGGGAACAGAGGAAGAGCAACGGAGAAAGGAUAAAGAUAAUAUUAGAACCAAAGUACGAAGUGUAGGGAGGCUUCUGAGGAAGCUUAAUGAGAAGAAAUUUCGUGAUCUACCAUUGAAUUCCUAUAUUUGUGGAAGGGAAUUUUCAACAGUUGUCAACACGGUUAAAGAGUUGUCCAUUGAAUGUAACUCUCCAAAUUUAGCUCUCACUUUAGGGCAUUACCUAAAACAGAUUUGUUUAUUAAAAAUAAGUCUUAGUAUUGAGAAAGGUGAUGACCCUUCACUGAAACAGGAAGCAUCUGACUUCCAACAACUUUAUAAUGCUCAUUGGAACUGUAGAGUAUCAGCUGUUGUACUAAGGCGUCUACGCUUGAGACAAAUUAAUAAAAAAAUUGAACUUCCAUCUACUGAAGAUUUGGUUACUUUAAAGUCAUUUUUGACGACUGAACUAAAUAGAGGUUUACCUUUCAAACCUUUAAUAGAAGAAUGGGUAAAGUAUGCUGAAACGUUGAUAACACGUUUGGUAUUAUUCAAUAAAAGAAGAAUAUCUGAGGUGGAGGAGUUAACCAUGGUUGAUUUUGAGAAAAGGUUACGUGGAGAGAGUGCCAAUGAAGAGCUCUCAAGAUUGGAUACAGCAGAAAAAAUUCUUGCAAAGAGAAUGGACUUAAUAGAGGUCCGGGGGAAAAGUACCAGGGGCCUCAGAAAAGUGUUUGUUCUACUGGAACAAGAUAUGGUCCGUGGCAUUGAGUCAUUAAUUACUUCAAGGCUUCAUGUUGGUAUAAAUCCCUCAAACAAAUAUAUUUUUGGUAGAUCAAGUCUUGGGCCUUUGGAUGGAUGUAAUGCCAUGCGAAACACUGUGAAUAUGUGUCCAGGAUUGAAAAAGCCUGACAGUAUUCGGUCCACAAUGUUAAGACGCUAUUUAGCAACAGUUUCACAGAUCCUUGAUAUGACAGGUGACGAGUUAAAAAUGGUUGCUGACCACAUGGGGCAUUCAAUUGCAAUACACACUAACAUAUAUCGAACUAUGACCUCGACCUUAGAGAGAACGAAGGUGGCUAGAGCCUUAAUAGCACUAGAAAAUGGUACUCUUCAAAAAUUUCAAGGAAGAAAUCUCAGUUCAAUUGAUGUUGAAGAAAUCCCAUUGGCAUUAGAUGUUGAAAAAGAUGAUGGACUUGUAAAUGAAAAUUCCACUAUAAAGGAGAUGAUGAGAUGCUUACUAGGUGUUUUAGAAAAUGAAAUUCAGGAAAUGAAUAAAGAAAGUUCUGAUAUGGAUAUGGAGAUUGAUCAAUCUGAUGAAGAUGUGGAAGUAACAAGUACAUCAUCAGUAAAAGUUAACUUGAAGAAAAAAAAGAAAAAACCGUGGACAGAAGAACAGAAUCUUGUGCUAAAGGAGAAUUUUUCUUCUUAUCUUAAACAUGAAAACAUUGCAGUACGUAAUGAGGACAUCAGAAAUAUGUUAGCCAAAUUUAAGUGUUUGAAUGGACGCACACUUCCGCAGAUCAGAUCCAAAUUGAAUAAUAUGAAACUUGGCAAAUGUAAAUGAUAACUUUUCAUGUUAACGGGUUUAUUGCCUUUUGAUAGAGAGUGCAUAAGGAAGCCUUUUAGACUGGAAAUUAAGUUUUGUAGUGAAAAUUUAAUAUAUACUAUUUCUGGCUUGAAAUUUAACAUUUUGUUCAUACACAUGUUGUAAUGGUAUCUGUUUCCUUCAAGUGUUAAAAAAGAUAAAAAAAUC